AUGACAACCGCCAAAUUCCACGUUGCAAAAGGGGACAAUGGCAACUUACUUUGCUCAGAAACUGCAGCAGAACUCGGGUUAAUAACAUUGAACAUACAUAACGUAAGCAAAGACAAACCGGAAGUAAACACAACUACAAAAGUAAACACAACUGUGAAAGUGCCAAACGAAUUCACACCUGAGGCAGAAGCCACUGAAUUCAUUCAAAGUCUGACAAAUGAGUACGAGGACUUAUUCAGAGGAAUUGGGUGCCUGAAAAACUUCAAACUUAAGCUACACAUAAACCCUAACGUCAAGCCAGUUGCGCAACCAGAAAGGCGUAUACCAUUUCACAUCUGGGAGAAAGUAACUCACGAACUGGACAAGUUAACAAAGCAAGGUAUCAUCAAGCCCUGUUCUGGCCCAACUCCUUGGGUCUCGCCCCUAGUUGUAGUACCAAAACCGAAGAACCCAGAAGAAACAAGAAUAUGUGUUGACAUGCGUAUGCCCAAUACAGCGAUAAUUCGUGAGCGCCAUCCCAUGCCUACUGCUGACAAACUUAUCCACAAGCUAAAUGGCGCAAAAGUCUUCUCAAAACUCGAUCUUCGCCACGGAUACCACCAAAUUCUCUUAGCUCCUGAGUCUCGUUACAUUACGACCUUUCGUACCCAUAAAGGACUGCACUGCUAUGUCCAACUUAACUAUGGCACAUCAGCAGCCUCAGAAGUUUUCCAAUAUGCUAUCAGCCAAGCCAUUGCUGGCAUUGACGGAGUUGUCAACAUCAGUGACGACAUACUCAUAUUCUUUAAAACACAGAUUGAUCAUGACACAGCCCUUAAAACUGUAUUUGAAUUAUUGCCACAAGUCGGCCUCACCCUCAACAAAUCGAAAUGUGCUUAUAACAAGAGUACAUUGGAGUUCUUUGGUAUGAUUUUCUCUGCAGAUGGAGUCAGUCCGGACCCAAAGAAAAUAGAAGCUAUCGUCAAUGCUCCCCAUCCAACCAAUGUGUCGGUGGUGAUGCAUAUUCCCGGUACCCAGAAGUCAAAAUUGUACAUUCAACAUCAGCAGCAGCACUUAUCCUGA
Molecule: messenger RNA, 1062 nt
Organism: Paramuricea clavata
Lineage: Eukaryota; Metazoa; Cnidaria; Anthozoa; Malacalcyonacea; Plexauridae
Source: the annotation of a GenBank genome assembly